GGAGAUCUAGACAUAUGUUAACCAGUUGGGGACCGUAUAGCAGCGCUACACUGUGCGAAACAAAAAGCGGACAAAUCCAGUAGAGAAAAAUUCAUCAUUCGGUGAACUAUACAAGUGAAAAGAAAAGCAACGAAAAAAAAAGCGACAGGGAGUGAGUGGAGCCCAGUGACUUUGUGUUGCGUCGAGGGGUUGAAAGAGAGAAGGGCCAGAGCCAAUAGGAGGUCGAGCGGCACAAGAUCAAAGGAAAAGAGAGGCAACCAAUGAGCGGGCCGGUUUUGGCGGAUGGCCGCCGGAAACUUGCGUCAAGUGUAGACGCCCAAUCCUGUGGCCUGUGCAGUGCGGUCUGACGUCCAGCUCUUGACGGCGGCAACUCAGGAGGGGCGGAGUUUGUGGUUGGAAGGGAGAAAUCACGCUCGGCGGAACACAGCAUUUGCCCCCGUUUAGACCGGGAACGCCAAAAUGAAUUUUAUAAAAAAAUACCUGGAAUAAGGUGAGAAAGAAAAAAAAAAACCAGACUUGCCUUGGCAACAGCGUAUAGUGCAUUACUAGCAGCUGGCGUUGUCUAACAUUAGUCGAAUAACUGGGCGAGUCAGCAGGCUGGUCAACGGCGAAACAAGUGUGAAGUUUGGAGCCGGCCACGGCGGUGGCGGCUCGAGUCACGGCAACUUUUUGAGAGCUGAUGUGGGAGGGGUUUGGCGUGAAUGUAGCCCACCCACUGGAAAACAGUGUGGGUGAUGAAGCCAUGAGACUUCAUAUGCGGUGACUGGGGAGCCAGAGUCCCGAAAGCCCGUAUCCAAUUUUUGAAGCGGCCAAGCUGGGAUGUGGCGGAGGUGAGAUCGGGGAGCUAGAGAUAGUCAGAACUUGCUCUGCCACUUGACAGUCUCAUUGCGACCGUCGAUUCUCCAUCACCACCAGCGCGUGCAUCACGAGCAGCAUCUUACGAUUUUAACGAAUCGAAAGUUUGAGUAGGUAAAUCGGAACUCGACCGGAAGGCAGACCAACAUGGACAGAAAUAACCAAAAUGAGUCUCGGGAUUGUUCUGAUGGCGAUUCUCCGAUCCAUCCUAUUCAAGAUGUCCUGGGGAACAGCCGACGAGACUACGAGCGCCAGCAUCCAGUGAGCCGGACUCCAUCUCCGUGUCUGUCCAACACAACGUCGACGUCAACUUCGUCGUGCGACAUGGAUCAACAACAGCGUCACUGCGAUAAGCUGUUGGGAAACGGACAACCGCAACAACCGCAACACGCGCACAACUACGUUUCUCUUUACGGGCCUCAAUCUACUGCGUCAUCAUCCGCAACCGGCUAUCCGCCUCUUCCGUUCCCCAUCCCAGUGCUGGGAGGAUCCUUUCAGCUGCCGAUGCCCAUGUCCUACGCAAUGGGAUCGACUGGCAAGACCAGCCAUCAUUCCCAGCAUCCGCAGUAUCCCAACGGAGUGACGGUCUCCACUAGUGGUGGCAUCACGACUCCGAGUAACAGCGGCAGCAGCAACAGCAACAUCACCACUGUCAGCACAAUGGGAGUUCCGUCCAGGCCGGUCGAGAACAAUGGAGCCAGCAGUAAGAAUGCCAUUCCCGGAUUGACUUGUCUCGUCUGCGGCGAUUCCAGCUCAGGAAAACAUUACGGCAUUUUAGCUUGCAAUGGAUGCAGCGGAUUUUUCAAGCGGAGCGUUCGUCGCCGGCUCAUCUACAGGUGUCAAGCUGGUAGCGGCCAUUGUGUUAUUGACAAAGCGCAUCGCAACCAGUGCCAGGCAUGUCGCCUGAAAAAAUGUCUACAAAUGGGAAUGAACAAAGACGGUAAGCCGUGGUCUACCGUUGUGGUGGUGGUACAUUGGUGUUUUGUUUGUAUUUUGUUACUGUUGAUUGUUUCCCUUUUUGGUCUCCAUAUUGCAUCGUUGCUCUUCGCAGCUGUUCAAAACGAACGUCAGCCCCGUAACAGCGCCACUCUUCGACCGGAAAUUCUGGCCGAAAUGGAUCACGAGAGGAUCAUUCGAGAAGCUGCCGCAGCUGUCGGAGCUUUCGGGCCUCCAGUUUCGCUGGCCAUGGGUCUUGCCUCGGCCGCUGCUCAUGCGCAUUACGUCAACGGGAUGGUUGGUGGACGAGGAGAUGGACAUCAUUAUCCAGCUGCAGCUUUACACGCCGCCGCUGCCGCUGCUGCCGCCGCAGCCUCUUCAGCAGCAGCGGCUCAACGUGCCGAGAUUGAACGAGAAGAAAUUGACCGUGACCGAGAUUGGUUGACUUGUCCCUCCUACAAAGGUACUUCGUCGGGAGAAGGUGAACGAACUCCUAGCGCCGUUGAAGACAGCCCAUCUCCUUCCGCCCCUCCGCCCAGGAAAUUGGCUCGCAUUGAGGGAGCAUUUCAUCAGCAUUUCGGCGUCAAUCAGUUUCGUCGAUCGCCGUCACCUCAGCACAUCCAACAACAAUCCAUUCCUCCCCCCCUGCCAUCAUCAUCCCUUCCUUCCAUCUCACACUCACAACCACCGCCUCUUACCCCGGUUGUUCCAGGCCCAAUGCCGCCCCUCUCUUCGAUUGUUUCCAGCGGCAGCGCUGGAUGGUAUCAGAACGAAAAUCAGCAGCAACACAAGCAGCAACAACAACAACAAACAUCUACUGCGACAUUCCUCUCCACUUUCCAACCGCAGGACAAUAUUUAUGAAACAGCGGCACGCUUGCUCUUCAUGGCUGUCAAGUGGGCUAAAAGUUUGCCCUCUUUUGCUGGACUACCUUUCCGCGAUCAGGUCAUUCUACUGGAAGAAUCGUGGAGCGAAUUAUUCCUCAUUUGCGCAAUACAGUUCUGUUUACCAAUGGACAACAAUCCGCUGUUUUCACUGGCCCACUUCAAUCAGCCACACUCGGCAACUUUAGGCUGUGGCAAUGGCGGUGGAAAUAACGGAGGAACCAACAACAAAAAUUCACAGCAAACUGGGACUGAUUUGCGCUUUCUGGCGGAGCUAGUUACGCGUUUCCGCGUGGUCGCUGUUGAUCCAGCUGAAUUUGCAUGCCUCAAGGCUAUCAUCCUAUUCAAGUCAGAAACCCGUGGACUGAAGGAUCCAAUACAGGUUGAGAAUCUACAGGAUCAGGCGCAAGUGAUGUUAAAUCAGCACAUCCGCAAUCAGCAACCGCAGCGGCCUGCUCGUUUCGGUCGACUUCUUCUCACACUUCCUCUGCUUCGUCACGUUACAGCCCACCGAUUGGAACAGUUGUAUUUUCGCCACACCAUCGGCUCCACUCCCAUGGAAAAGGUUCUCUGCGAUAUGUACAAAAAUUAAAUUCCAUUCUCUGGUGUUGCUUGUAUGGGAAUGACCGACGGGCUGACCCGGGAUCCUCAGUAUAUUACCUACUCCUAAAAAGCUAUGUGUGCAAUCUCACAUCCCUGGCAGGGUAAAAUCAUUUUUUUCUUAAAAAUAUUAGGGUGAAAAUAGAACCAAUAAAACUCGAGUGCAAUCGUCAAACUAAGUCAACGUUCGCCAUCACAUAGAUAUUUUUCUUCUUUCAAUCGUAUUUAAUGGUUUAUGUUAACUAUAUAGCUUUACGUAUUACUAACUGACUUAGAUUUCUUUUUUUUGAAGGGCUAACCUGAAAUUGAGAAAAAUGUUUUAGUUUGCUUUAAUAGAAAUGUGUUCCAAGUAUAUGCUUGUCUGUCUUGCUCGUUACUGUUAAAAUAAUAGAUAGCCUACGAUUCAAUACAGUCGUCAACGUACAA
Messenger RNA from Daphnia pulex (common water flea), 3701 nucleotides. RefSeq names its product photoreceptor-specific nuclear receptor-like (gene Hr51). The record is from RefSeq and is a predicted model, not a curated record. Gene Ontology annotation, biological process: cell differentiation; positive regulation of transcription by RNA polymerase II; anatomical structure development. Lineage: Eukaryota; Metazoa; Arthropoda; Branchiopoda; Diplostraca; Daphniidae. Bases 1003 to 3267 code for a protein of 754 amino acids. The transcript is spliced from 7 exons. Gene Ontology annotation, molecular function: RNA polymerase II cis-regulatory region sequence-specific DNA binding; zinc ion binding; nuclear receptor activity.